AUGGCGCUCCUGAAGCUACUGUCGUUGUCGCUGGUCAUGGCGAUUGCAUCGUUCCUAGCGGGGAUACUGCCACUGACGCUGACGCUGUCGCAAACGCAACUGCGACUGAUCUCGACGGUGGGCAUGGGAGUUCUGGUUGGCACAUCCCUGAUUGUAAUAAUACCCGAGGGCGUCAAUGGACUGUACAGCAUGCCAGGUGCAUCGCAUGUGCACAAGAGAGGGAUGGCACAGCACGAAUCGCUCGAUGUGCGGCGGAUGCAGCAGCCAGAGCCAGUCUAUGCAGACGACUUGUAUGCGCGCGAAGCGAAGGAGAGGCCUGAUCCAUUCGCUCUCCCUGGACCUGUCAUACCAGGCGCGCUGUCCGACCCUCCCAAGACGCCUACAGAGCCCGGCGUCAUAAGCAUACUGGCUGACGAGAAAGCGAAGGACAGCAAGGGUGAGCACAAGGAGAAAGAUGAAGACAGCUCACCUCAUGCCUGGGUCGGAGUUGCGCUGAUCUCGGGGUUUCUCCUCAUGUACUUGAUUGAUAAGGUGCCACAAUACACGAAGCCGUCCAAGACUAAGACGCCAACACACCACAUCGCGCUGAACAACCUAGGCCGGAGAUUUAACCUGUCGACGUCGAACCAGCGCGAGGAGGAUUCGGAAGCGGAAGGAUUUCUAGCCUCGGACAAAGCUGUGGUGAAUCACCAGCGAGGAUUCGCGACGACUAUCGGUCUGGUCAUCCACGCGGCGGCCGACGGCAUUGCUUUGGGCGCAUCUUCGACGACAGCCACCAGGACCUGA
This is a messenger RNA of Cyphellophora attinorum, 786 nucleotides long. RefSeq lists its product as uncharacterized. The record is from RefSeq and is a predicted model, not a curated record. Gene Ontology annotation, biological process: zinc ion transport. Bases 1 to 786 code for a protein of 261 amino acids. Gene Ontology annotation, molecular function: metal ion transmembrane transporter activity. Lineage: Eukaryota; Fungi; Ascomycota; Eurotiomycetes; Chaetothyriales; Cyphellophoraceae. The transcript has a single exon.